This is a messenger RNA of Plodia interpunctella (Indianmeal moth), 4085 nucleotides long. RefSeq lists its product as uncharacterized. NCBI's taxonomy places the organism in Eukaryota, Metazoa, Arthropoda, Insecta, Lepidoptera, Pyralidae. The transcript has 15 exons. The record is from RefSeq and is a predicted model, not a curated record. The coding region runs from base 48 to 3596 and encodes 1182 amino acids.
AAUAAUCAGCCACCUUCCAUUAGUCGUGCGUCUUUAGUAUCAGAGUCAUGGCGUGGGAUGCGCGGGCGCAGGUGCUGUGCGUAAUCUUCAUAGCAGGUGCUGUAGCAGAUUCUUUCCAUAACAUCACAUUACACGUUGGUGAUACACUACCAGCGUCUGUAAUCACAGGCCUCAAUACUAACGUCCCUUGCUACUUAGAUACCCCUCAGGGAGAUGUCAUAGGAUUCCGGCCAGAAAACAAUGCCACAGACAGAUUUAUAUAUAUAGAAUCACUCAUCAGUUACUGUGGUGCCAACAUUACUAAUUUAACUGAGAAAGAUGAAGGAAAAUGGUCAAUAUACUACAUUAAUAGUGAUAAUAAACGUAAUGCCACCACUUAUAACCUGACUGUAACUGAAGCCGAAGAAAAUGAUCUCGAAAAUUCAGAACCGGAGUCUGAAUCAGUUGAAGAAGAAUCAGAAGAAAAGGAAGACAUUACUGAAUGGCUAUCAGAUAUCAAUCUUAGUACAAGAAUUGGCUUGAGCGUCGACAUAUCUUUGAGUAAAAGAGAACUUGAUAAAGAAGAGACAUUCACUCUCACUACUCCUCAAGAUGAUGUUGAACAAUUAGAACACGCUAAUAUACCAGGAGUGACGGUACAUGGUAGUAGUGACUUCGUUGCUAGCAGGGUUACUAUUGGUCCCAUGGAUGCUACCCUCAUUGGUCGCUGGACGCUGUGUGGAGAAAUUGACGAAGGCAGAACUGCGAGGCGAUGCCAAACUGUCGUUAUAAGUUGGAAUAACCAAAAUAACCCUUCAGCGACAUGGCCAGUCACACUUGUGAACAAGCGAAACGCUGUGACCAAUUAUUUGGCAAUAGUAGAGACCGGCGUAGGAGCAAUUGCCAAUCUAAGGACCUGCCAUCUCGUAACACCGAACGGAGAAGAUCUGAUCCUCACCACUGAUGCAGGAUAUCCUGGAAUUACGCUAGUGGCUACUCACGAUACUUAUGCCUGUAGGGUGAAUUUGGGUCCUAUUCAAAAAGAAUAUCUUGGUGAUUGGAUUUUGUAUGCAUCAUUCUGGUCUACACUAGGUGGAUUUUUGGAAGUUCGUUUGCCAUUGCACUUAUUCCUCUAUGACGAAGAUGAUCCAUAUCGUCAAGCUUACAAUGUUACUACUUUGGCACCUUUGAAUCGGGUGGUUAAUUUAGGCACUAGUACUACCGUGGAAAUCGCCGGUACUGGAAACACUGACAGUUGUGAAGUAAAAAGUCCUUCUGGACAAAUAUUUGAUCUACAAAAAUCUACGGAGACUGUGACGUUUUUAGAGACUAGCACAAGAGUACGUUGUGCAGUAUCUUUUGGACCAAUUGGACAAGAAACCUUGGGCGAAUGGGAAAUCAUUGCAAAAUUCAAUGACAGGAAUAUAUUUACUGAGAACAGACAAAUAAUCAACAUUAUACAAGAAGAUCCUGAAAACCCAAUAAUGGAAGACCACAGGACUGUACUAGAUAGGGAUAUGAUAUUCUUUAAUACGUCUAUGGGUGCAGAACACAGCGUUAUAGUCGAUGCAAAUGCUCUCUGGAUAUACUCAACAGAAAGUUGCCACUUAAGGACACCUAAAGGGCUUCAGUAUACCCUUAUGGAUGGCUUUAAUAUCCCAGGAAUAGAAAUCGUUGUGAAUGAUAAUAACAGAUGUAAUAUCAAAUUCAAUGUUGAAUCUGAAGAUCUUAUUGGAGAAUGGACGCUUAUCUCUAGAGAACAAAGAUCUUCUGAUGCAGUAGAAGUGAGACAACCGUUUACAAUCUAUGUACAAGAGGAGGUUGAGGCAUCAGCCAGGCAAGUGACAGUAACUGAGGGCAAUAGCCUUCACUUACGCUUAGCAAAUCCCACAAACCUUCAUGAGACGUGUAAACUCUACGACCCUAGUGGCACUGAAAGAACUGAUGGAGAAGUAGAUGCAAGUCAUAUUGAUACUUGUGGAUUUAUUGUUAAAGACAUUCAAAACGAUGAAAGUGGUAUUUGGCAGAUAAGAUUUGGUACUAGCAUCGCUUACAGAGCUAGUGUUGAGGUAACAGUAAAAGACAUUUGGGAAUCAAGUUACGACACCCUAGUUCUCACUCGAGGAAGAUCUGUUAAUGAAACCCUUGGCCCUGAGACAGUAAUGUACUGCAAACUGACGGAUCCUACUGAACGAGUGGUCUACGAAGGUCAUGGUAGAUGCAAUCUAGCAUUAGACAGAGUAAACAAUGAACAUGCUGGCACUUGGGUCAUGAAUGUCGGUCUUGUAGGAAAUUUGUUGACAAGAGAAUAUAAAAUCACAGCUCAAGUUAAGGGAUCAGAAGACAAACCAGUAGUAACAACAUUCGUAGCUAAAGAGCAGCCAGAGGUGACCCUGAAAUGUUCCGUGCCCGUCGAAUACGAGGUCAAGUCCUGUCUGUUCCAAGAGCCCUCUGGACGUGUGAUCAUCGUUAAUGACGGAGUGGCUGAAGACCGGUACAUCUCCCAUGGAUCUGGCACUACUCUGGAUGGCGACGUGGCGACACACGAAUGCGGCGUCCGCAUCACCAACCCCGUGGCAUCAGACCUGGGCCUGUGGCGUUGUGCUGUCGAGACUGAUCAUGAGAUCUACUACGGAUUCCUCAGCGUGCUCUGCCCGUGGGCAAUGCAGGACCCCGCCGUUGCUGCAGCCGUGGUCGCAGAACCUACAUUGACGGCGUACAAGGAGAGCAUCACCCAUCUGGUGGGAGAAAGCUUGACCAUGUCCUGCACGAUACAAUCCCCGAUUCAGUACUGUUAUUUCAGAAGACCUAAUGGAAUGACCUACAGUGUUUCUCCAGGCGUAUCAUCAAGUGAGUUUGAGUACGUCGGCGCCGGGUUGGACGCUGGAGAGUGCGGCAUCAGGUUUAGCAAUCUCGAAGCGCAGGAGUCGGGUCAUUGGCCGGAGGGUCGCUGGAGCUGUCACGUGGGCGUCGCCAACGACACCCAGCCGGAACAACGAGCUGAUAUGCAAGUCCAGAUCAUAAGUCCGUUUAAAGUGAACCAGACUCGGUCUGCGUCUGGAGAUCUCAAGAUCGAAGGAGAUUUCUACCAGAAUCAACCUCUGGAGUACUGCCGAUAUGUUCGCAUCGAUGGAGUAGGAUUUAAGUCGACGAUGUUGCCUGACGCCCGCUACUUCGCUGAUGAGACCCUGAGCAUUGGCCACUGCGGCGUCCGCAUCGAGAACCCGACCACCUUGGACCUGCACCCCUGGACGAUAGCUGCCAAGGUCGUCGGCAAGGACGAAGAGGUCCUUGGCGUCACCAGUCACGCCAUGGACACACCUGAGGAAGUGCCAGUGACAACGGAGGAGAUACCAGAAGUGACAUCGGAGGAAAUACCAGAGGAAAAACCGGUGGAGAAACCGGAUUAUCAAACAAGAAACUACACGUUGUGGUGGUGUACGUCACUUUUCCUAAGUAUUCUCAUCAUCUGCCUCGGAGUUCUCAUGAUCCCUAACAAGAACCGCAGAAAUACCAUCGCCAGAGCAACUCUGUGGAGGGACAGCAUCAGAAGAAGUCUUACCAAGAAACCCUUACCUGAUGAUGAUCAAAGCCGAACAACUCCUAUGAGCGCUUAGAUGUUAUAUAGCAAAUAUCCCUUCCCUAAAAGAAUACCUUCCGGACCAUCACGUUAAAAUCUAUGUAUGUAAAUACGAUGUAGACAGAAAAAGCUAUAGACCCCGCCUUAUCUUUUAUUUCAUCCAUACAACAAAAAUAAUGUAUCUUUUAGUAAUACACAAGAAGACCUUUCUUCUCGUAAUAAGCAUUGUUUUCCGUUGUCCCGUUGUACAGAGCGCUUAUAUAUUUUGUCCCUCAUUAAAAUAAUAGAUCAUGGUUCUAAAUGGUCCGACAAUAUUUUCAUUUACGUUUUAAGUAUGUUACUCGUAUGAUUAGGAUUUUUUUUACUUAAGUACAGUCAACAGCACAUCAACCUACCCAAAUUCUUGGCAAACUCGCCGCUAUUACUGCGUCAUAUAGGUUCAUGCAACUCGAUGUGUUGUUGUUUGUGUGCGUUAUUGACUGUACGUACAUAAUAUAAUAUUAUAAUAAAGGCUUUUGUUACUUUG